Molecule: messenger RNA, 483 nt
Organism: Cannabis sativa
Lineage: Eukaryota; Viridiplantae; Streptophyta; Magnoliopsida; Rosales; Cannabaceae
Product: secreted RxLR effector protein 161-like
Exons: 1
Coding region: 1-483 (160 amino acids)
Source: RefSeq, a predicted model, not a curated record
AUGAAAGGCUCUAAAAUUGCUAGUCAACCUAUAGCUACUCAAUACACAUUGUCAAAGAAACAAUGUCAAGAGAGCAAGGCUGAAAAGGAGGAAAUGAGCAAGAUACCCUAUGCUAAUGCCAUUGGAUCUGUUAUGUACGUAAUGGUAAGCACAAGACCUGACCUUGCUUAUGCCAUUAGUGUACUUAGCAGAUUCAUGACAAACCCUGGAAAGACACAUUGGCUUGCUAUGAAAUGGCUACUAAGGUACUUAAUUGGGACAACUAAACUACGACUCAAAUACAAACAACAACAGGGAAAGACAGUUAUAGAAUGCUUCAGUGAUGCAGACUAUGUUGGGGACAGAGAUAGUAGAAAAUCCACCUCUGCCUACAUACUACUAAUGGGGGGAAACUGUGUGAGUUGGAAGGUACAAUUACAACCAGUUGCGGCAUUGUCCACAACUGAAUCAGAGUAUAUUGCAACUACAGAGGCUAUCAAAUAA